Neodiprion fabricii is the source of this 3575-nucleotide messenger RNA. RefSeq names its product thiamine transporter 1-like. Gene Ontology annotation, cellular component: plasma membrane. The coding region runs from base 175 to 1572 and encodes 465 amino acids. NCBI's taxonomy places the organism in Eukaryota, Metazoa, Arthropoda, Insecta, Hymenoptera, Diprionidae. Gene Ontology annotation, molecular function: vitamin transmembrane transporter activity. Gene Ontology annotation, biological process: vitamin transport; transmembrane transport. The transcript is spliced from 6 exons. The record is from RefSeq and is a predicted model, not a curated record.
AACGUCGGUUCUGUCGUACAGAGAUCCCACACUGCUGCCACGCAUGUUAUACCGGCACAAUGUGCGACCGACGGUCGAGCUGCCGUGCCGGUGCGACUCGUAAAUAUCAACCUUGCCAAUUUUAACGGGAUAGAGAAAUGAUAUUUUAAAUGGAUAGAAUCGAAAAAGGAAACAAUGAAUUGGACACGAAUAUCGCUGCUUCUGUGCGUUUUUGGAUUCGUAAAAGAAUUCAGACCAUCCGAACCGUUUGUUGUCGAAUAUUUAACCGGACCCUGGAAGAACUUCACCGAGGAGCAGGUUUAUCAAGACCUCGUUCCACUGUACACGUAUUACUAUUCAGUAACGUUACUUCCCAUACUCUUGCUGACUGAUUUCCUCCGUUAUAAACCGAUCAUCAUAUUAUGCGGCCUGUCGGGAACUUGUUCUUACAUAGCAAUCGUACUUUCGAAAGGAGUGCAAGAUGUGCAAAUUAUUUCGUUCUUGCUUGGUGUUUUCAUGUCGUCAGAGGUAGCGUAUUUUUCGUACAUAUAUGCUAAAGUCAGUAAGCUACACUAUCAAGAGGUUACUAGUCAUACCAGAAUGGCCCUUUUGCUAGGAAGGUUUACAGCGGGUAUUACGUCGCAAUUGACUGUAUCUACAAAUCUGUUGGAUUACCACCAGCUCAAUUACGUCUCAUUACUAGCACUCGGGAUUGCGACGAUCUGGUCAUUUUUUCUGCCUCCUUUGGGGCAGUCUGUUUACCUCCAUCGUCCAAUCGGUUCUGUUUCUAACGAACCUGCUCCAUCUAAAAUUGACAUAGGAUCACCAAACCAGACGGAGCGAAGCUCGGAUCAAUUGUUUAACUUGCAGCAAGGCACGAGUCUCAAUAAUAUUGAAAAAGAACCAAGUCUGGCUAAAAAGAUCAAACAUGUCUAUUACCUACUCUGGAAAGAUUUUUUGUUGGCAUAUUCUAACAGCUAUGUACUGAAAUGGUCAUUGUGGUGGACAUUGUCUACCUGUGGAUUUAUGCAGGUAAUUAACUAUGUACAAGUACUCUGGCAGAGUUCGUUUGAAGAAGCAGCCAAAGUUUAUAAUGGGGCAGUUGAAGCUGCUCUCACGAUUAUGGGUGCAUUAGCAUCGUUCGGCGUUGGAAAGCUCAAAUUGAAUUGGCCGAUAAUCGGAGAAGGCACAUCGUCGAUAAUUGCAUUAAUACAGGGUAUUUUGCUAUUCAUAGCAGCACAAACGCACAACAUAUGGAUCUCAUAUACUGCCUACGUCAUAUUUAGUGUCGCAUAUCAGGCUAUGAUUACUGUUGCAAGCUCUGAAAUUGCUAAACACUUAUCUGAGGAUAGUUACGGAUUGAUAUUUGGAAUGAACACAUUAGUAGCAUUACUGGAGCAGAGCCUCUUGACAUUUCUUAUCAGUGGAAGUCAGGUUUUUGGUUUAGCAGUCAGGCCACAGUACGUCGUCUAUGGAUGUUAUUUCGUUGUCCUCAGUGUCAUAUUUAUGAUAAUGGCAGUACACACGCUAGUGAAGCAUCGCAGAAGUAAUAAACAAUUUAACCUGUGGGAAUCAAGACUUUCCACCCCAUAGCUGAUUGAAUAGAAUAACAUUAGGUUUUCAUUGGGCAUAAUGCAAGAUACCUUUGAUGGAUAAGUUUAUAUUUUUAAUUCGCUAAUUGCGACCAAUUUUGAGAAUUUACGCAAUUAUACCUAUUAUGCCUAUGUAAAAGAUAUAUUAUAUUCGUACUGUCACAGUCACUGGUAUUUUUUUCGUCGAAUCAAUAUCCAGCUGUACGGUAUGGUGUUAUUGCAAAUUGAGAAUUCUUCUUGCAUCAAGAAGGAGGUAGUCGAUAGUUGUUUAUUUUACUUUUUCUUGUUAUAUUAUUUUUAUAUGUAUAUGCACUAAAUUACCAACACCUCUAAGUACUAUUAUAAGAAGUAAUGGAAAUACGAACAAAAGCUUAAUUAUCGAUGUUUUAUUUCAAAUCGCAUCAAAAUAAUCCAAAUAGUAGAUUCAUUUUAUUUCGCUCUACGCACUCAGAAAAAAAUUUGGUUAUAAUGACCAAAUUUGGUCCUGGCAACGAAAUUUUAGUGUUAAUAUGCUUCAAGUUUUAUUCGAGUUUCACGAGAAAAUUUUUGACAAAAUACUUCUGGCAAAUAGCUUUAAAAAAAAAAGAAAAGAAAGUUGUCUGUGAGUUUGAUGGAUUAUUAUGGACAAGAUUAUUUUCUACAAAGUGACCGAAACAAAUUUUCUUUCUUUACAGUAGUCGAUUCAAUGUUGUAAAUUUUUGAUCAUAAUCAAUGUAGUUCCAAUGUUGUAAAAUUUCAUAUUUAACAAUGCUAACAUGAUAGAAUAAUAACAUUUCACUAAAUUUGUAGAGAAUGAUGUUUUGAAUUAAAUUAGCCAUCGUAGAGUGAAUUCCAACGAAUAUACAUGAAUCUUACCUAUUGUGAAUCAAUUUUGAAUUAAGCAUUCGCAUCUUAAGCUUUUGCUCCAGUACUUUUUAAUGCUGUAUUUUUAAAGAGAUCUUCAAAGCUUACGAAUAUACCAAUUUGACAAAUACUCAAUGUACAACUAUCUCGUAAUAAAAUUAAUAAAAAGUAUUAAUUUUUGGCCACUUAACUUCCUUAAUUAAAUCGAAAUAGAUGGAAACAAGCGGUUGAUGAUGUAAAAGAAAAAUACAAGUCAAGUAAUUGACUACCAUGAGCGUCAAGAUUAGCGCUCGAGUGCGUCUCACUUUUUUAAUUUAACGAACUCGUUCAUGAACAGACUAUUUAAUGUUGUUAGGGCUUGAAGCUAGUCUUAUUGUUAAAUGAUUUGACGUAAGUUUAAGAAAUAAAAUGUAUUAUUGUUAUCGUACAUAAUAAUAAUAAUAAUAAUAGAAAGCUAGAUUUAUAUUGGUUUGCACAGUUAUGAAUGUAUGAGCUUAACAUUAUGCUUAAAAUUAAAAAGUGAUUUAUAUAGCUAAGAUUUGGAAAAUAAUGCGAACGAAUUAUUCAUAAUUAAUAUACUACUGGGGGUUAUGUACAAUGGGCAAAAGAGAAAGCUGUUGCAAGAGAUACUUUCCCGCAUACAUACUACUUGAAGUAAAACGACAUGUUCGUCAUUGAGUUCGUCAAAAUGACUAUUAUCUUCGUUCCUCAAUCAAUUCUUAUAUUUCGAGAAAUUUAUAAUUGAGGAACCUAUUAAUAACUGUUAUAGCAAACUUCAGUUUUUUUUUUUUAGUUGAAAAAUGUUUGAUUAUUCCAUUUCUUCACAAUAUUAAAAUUUGUCAAUAGGCGUAAAUAUACAGCUAUUUUUCACAAAAACUUUAUGAACCACUAAUUACAUACAGUAUAUGCUAAAAAUAUCAACAUUAACCAAAUUUUUUAUACGUACAUUAUCUAUUUGUCAAUCUAAUUGAAACAUAAUUUACUUAAGAUUAACAGUAUAUCUGCUGGUGUCAAAACAUACGCCUCACUGGCGCAUAUUUUUUGUGACCUUAGCACGUAUUUCUAAUUGUAAGUAAAGAAGCCAACUUCAAACCAAGAGGCUGAGUCCCGGAUCUGCAAGCUUGUGUAAAUUUUAUCAGUACAAGUGUAUAAUCAUUCUUA